Messenger RNA from Triplophysa rosa, 947 nucleotides. RefSeq names its product transmembrane protein 128 (gene tmem128). Bases 22 to 513 code for a protein of 163 amino acids. NCBI's taxonomy places the organism in Eukaryota, Metazoa, Chordata, Actinopteri, Cypriniformes, Nemacheilidae. The record is from RefSeq and is a predicted model, not a curated record. The transcript is spliced from 4 exons.
CUUUGGCGUGACGUCGGUGUCAUGGCGGAUUUCAGUGAGUUUGUGAAUCUGCGGCGGCGAUUUAACAGCAUACAACAACAACAACAACAACAACAAGAGGACGAGCAGAGUGUGUGCUCUGAGGAGUCUGUGGAUGUGAAGUCUUCGGCUGGUAUCAAUCGUCACUCAGUCUUCUGGAUUGUGGCGUCUCUCGGUGUCACCUACUACGUGGAUUUCUUCCGAGUUGUGCUGAAUGGCAGUGACAUUCACGGUUGGUGGUUUGGUGUUGGACUGGUGUUGCUGGGACUUUGUCUGAGUCUGGCGGCGUUCUGUAUCGUGUAUCUCGAGUGGUUUAAAGGCAUCAAGAACUAUGAGCAGGAAUAUCCAGCUGUACCAGCGGUCACGACUGCGGCCUUCAUCGCUGCGUCCUGCAGUUUUAAUGUGGCUCUGUGGCCGGUCUGGUCUUUCUUCACUCCCGUCAUUCUCUUCACUCAGUUCAUGGGAGUUGUGAUGCUGAUAUCACUGCUGGGCUGAGACACUCAUCACAUUUAAAAUUUUUUUAUAGAUUUGUUAUAUUUCGGUCUCUGAAUAGGAAGACACUGUCUCUGUGACGGCAGUGACCUCUGCCUGACCUCUGACCUCAGCUGAAGAAGCGCUUUCAUGACCAAUGAGAGACACGAUAUUCUGACCUCUCACAUCAGCGUCUGAUAAGAGGCGUUUGACUUUUAAUGUUAAAGCCAUUUUGAUGCCAGCGCUGGAGAACAGCAUGAGGUCAUUUCAGGUACAUGAGGUCUAAUGGGAUGUUUUCCGUGAGGUCCUGUAUAGUUUUUCUAAAUGUAAUUUUCUUCCGUUAACUUCAGGUUGCGUUAAAUGAAUACUUGUUUUUACACAGAGAAAAGGUGCAUGUGUGUAAGAAUGUGACUGUGUUUUUGUUGUUGAAAUUAAACGGGUUAAUCAGUUUGAUGAGA